Molecule: messenger RNA, 1711 nt
Organism: Penicilliopsis zonata CBS 506.65
Lineage: Eukaryota; Fungi; Ascomycota; Eurotiomycetes; Eurotiales; Aspergillaceae
Exons: 6
Coding region: 214-1230 (338 amino acids)
Biological process (GO): purine ribonucleoside salvage
Cellular component (GO): nucleus; cytosol
Molecular function (GO): adenosine kinase activity
Source: RefSeq, a predicted model, not a curated record
GGAUCCCCUGACGCAACUGCCGAUAGUUUACGGUAAGAGACGAUACGGUAUCAUAUUAAGUUACCAUUAGUUAACUCCGAAAAUAUUCCUGACUUCCCCUCCAUACCCCACCACCUUGCUGUCCUCCUCUGCAAGCUUCUUUUUUCCACUCUUUCCCUCAUAAGAAAGUAGUUGUUUGAGUCUGUCGAUUUAUUCUGAUUCGAAACCGAAACAAUGGCUGCUCCUCAAGGCUACCCUUUUCUCCUUCUGGAGAACCCUCUGCUCGAUAUCCAAGCCGUCGGUGACGCCGAGCUUCUGGCGAAGUAUGAACUGAAAGACAACGAUGCAAUUCUGGCCGAGGAAAAACACAUGGGACUUUACGACGACCUGCUGAAGCUUGAUGCUAAGCUUAUUGCCGGUGGCGCUGCUCAGAACACUGCCCGUGGAGCCCAGUACAUACUUCCUGAGAACUCCGUCGCCUACAUCGGCUGUGUCGGUCGUGACAAGUAUGCCGAUGUCCUGCGGGAAGCUUGCGAGAAGGCUGGUGUCCACACCGAGUACCGUGUGGAUGAGACUCAGCCCACCGGCAAGUGCGGUGUUGUUAUUACCGGACACAACCGCAGCAUGUGCACACACCUUGCUGCCGCCAACGAAUACAAGCUCGAUCACUUGAAGCAGCCUCAUAUUUGGUCCCUGGUUGAGAAGGCCCAGGUGUACUACGUUGGUGGAUUCCACCUUACUGUCUGUGUCCCUGCCAUCCUGGCUCUCGCCGAAGAGGCAGCCGCUAAGAACAAGAUCUUCAUGCUGUCUCUUUCUGCCCCCUUCAUCCCUCAAUUCUUCAAGGAUCAGCUUGACAGUGUGAUGCCAUACACUGACUACGUUUUCUGCAACGAGACCGAGGCUCGUGCCUACUCUGAGAGCCACUCCUGGGGCACCGAUGAUGUGGUGGAGAUUGCCAAGAAGCUCGCUCAGUUGCCCAAGAAGAACACCAGCCGCUCUCGCGUUGCUAUCGUCACUCAGGGCACUCUUCCCACUGUCACUGCUGUCGUCAAGGACAACGGCGAGGUUGAGGUCAAUGAGUACAGUGUUCGUGAGGUUCCGAAGAGCAGCAUCAACGACACCAACGGCGCUGGUGAUGCCUUCGCUGCUGGCUUCUGCGCCGGUAUCGUGCAGAGCAAGUCUGUUGAAGAGAGUGUCGACAUUGGCCAAUGGCUUGCCAGCUUGAGCAUCCAGGAACUUGGGCCAUCGUAAGAAUCCUGACCCCCCUUGUUGAGAUCUGAGCGGUCAACGCUUAGCACAAUUGACCCCGAGACUGACUUUGAUCUUCUCAAUCUAGGUUCCCUUUCCCGAAGCAGACCUACGUCCCUUCCAAGCGCGCCUAAACACCAGGUAGCCACCUGUACUGACUGAGAAAGCCUCAACAGCGUUUCUUGGUUUACUCCCCCUCUUCUAAACGAUUCAACCCUUUAAUACCCAUCUUAACCUUUACUUAACAUCAAAGGUAAUAUUGCCAUGAAAAGAUUUUCGGAAAGCGGCAUCUACUUGUGCAUAGCAGUGUCCAGCGAUUAAGAGAAAACAUCGCUGAAACCCAUGUUCUCAACAACGAAUGUAACGAAUAUAUUGUGGCCGCUCGUGUCUCGCACUUUGAUUCGAAUGAAUCCCAGAUAGAUAUAUAGAAAGAUAAAAAAAGAACGUCCGUCCGGAAUCCACCGUCCGACGUCCGUAGACUAUA